GGAAGAGGAAGAGGAAGAACGAUGUAAAGUGUCAUGUGACACUGUCUGACAGAGAGGAGGAAAGCUAAUAUGGCGGUGUGCAUAGCAGUGAUCGCUAAACAGAACUACCCGCUGUAUAUUCGCAGUGUGCCAACUCAAAAUGAGCUGAAGUUUCACUACACAGUGCACACGUCUCUGGACGUGGUGGAGGAGAAGAUCUCAGCAGUGGGUAAAUCCUUGGGAGACCAGAGAGAGCUUUACCUUGGUCUGCUCUAUCCCACUGAAGACUACAAAGUAUAUGGGUAUGUAACCAACUCCAAGGUGAAAUUUGUCAUUGUCGUUGAUUCAUCAAAUACAUCAUUAAGGGACAAUGAAAUAAGAAGUAUGUUCAGAAAAUUGCACAACUCUUUUACUGACGUAAUGUGCAACCCAUUCCACAAUCCUGGUGACCCAAUUCAGUCAAAGACCUUUGAUGGCAUUGUGUCUGGAAUGAUGGUACAAACUGGCUGACAUCCCCUUCACUCCUUCUGCUGAGCUUCCACUGUAUAUAACACCCCUAAUCCUUUGUUUACAAGUUGCCUUGGUAAUUUAAAUGGUCAAGUGUAAUUAAAACCCGAUUGUUGUUGCACAUCACUACAUGUGUCACUUUACUACAAGUGGAGCACUGGAUCAGUAUUUUAUUUAUUCACUUAAGAUAAAGAAUUGAAGUUGCACAUUAGGAGGAUUUAAACAUUACAUAGCAGGCAGCAACACAAAACAUUUGCAAUCAGUAUAUACACAAA
Monopterus albus (swamp eel) is the source of this 761-nucleotide messenger RNA. RefSeq names its product trafficking protein particle complex subunit 2L (gene trappc2l). NCBI's taxonomy places the organism in Eukaryota, Metazoa, Chordata, Actinopteri, Synbranchiformes, Synbranchidae. The record is from RefSeq and is a predicted model, not a curated record. The coding region runs from base 70 to 489 and encodes 139 amino acids. The transcript has 5 exons. Gene Ontology annotation, biological process: endoplasmic reticulum to Golgi vesicle-mediated transport.